AUGUCCAAUGUGUUAUUUGGUCAAUUAGGUAUGAUCUUGCCACUAGUAAUCAGCGCAACGGCAAUCAGAGUACCUGUAGACAAUGAAGAGGAAGAUCAAUCGGCUCAACCAUCGAAUCAUACGAGUCAGUCAGAGCCCAAACCGAUAUAUUAUGAAUCUGAUGGAGAAGAUAGUAUAGAUAGUUAUCUCAUCCCUCCUAAUCCUCACAAGGAUGAGGAAGUAUUAUUAGAUUCUAUAGUCACACCGGCAACGUAUCUUUUGCCGCCAUCCAUUGAAAAACAGAAGGAUUAUUACUACGCGCCUACAGAAUCUACUGGACAAUCUGAUUGGCAACCUAUAGUUCAGUCGGAACCUAAUGAUCAGUCAGUUAAAUUGUUACCAUUGCGUCAGCAAAGUGCUCCAAUACCUAUAUUUAUGAGAAACGAUACUCAAUCAGGGCAAUUUGAAAUUUAUCAGCGACCUAGAGCGGGAAAAAUGAUUAGUAUACCUAUACCGUCUUUGAAAUUGGAACCACCUUCUGAAGAUGCUCCUGAUGAAUUCUUUAUCAAUGUACCUUCUAAGGAACUGGAGUUGCCAGCUGAAGAAAUUGAUCAACAAUAUAUUCAGCCUAAUAAAGAUUAUCCAGAUUUUAAAUACCGUCUGAAUGGAGAGUACCCAACCGUCGCUUCUCAUUUAACUCCGCCAAGACUGGUUUAUCGUAAAUUUAAAAAUCCUACAAAAUUAUACCCAAAGAAAUAUCCUGGAACUUUUAAGCCUCUAGCUAUUCCGAUAGCACAGUAUGCUGAAGAUUUACCGUUAGAAGCACCUAAAGCUAAACCCAUCAAAUAUUUCAAGCCUUCAGCGGGUAUAGAAGAUCCAAUAGCAAUACCCAUUGAUGAGAAACAGAUUUAUUUGUUUGAUCAAGCGGAACAGAAACGUAAAUUCAAAGAAGAAAAUGAAGCAGAACAAGAAGCACCACAGGCGCCGGCAAAUGAUUACGACGUAGUUCCGCUAGAGCAGGAUGCGUCGGAAACGAAUUUCAGAUAUCCCGGACAUAAUAUUUACCAUCCUCGGCCUGCACUACUGAGGCAAAGGCCUCCGGCACCAGCGUAUUUGCAGCAAUAUCAACAUCAGGAUCAGGAUCACCAUCCGCAGCAGCAACAGCCACAGCAGCAGCAUCAAGAGCAGCAACAGAAGAAACAAGAGCCCCCAGCGCCCGAGGACCGUACCGAAUUUCGUAUGCACGGAAUGAAGGGGCCUCACAGUUACCAAUUUGGUUACGAUACUGGAAAAGGAAAAAAUCGCCAGUUCCGUUACGAAGAGCGCGACAAUGAUGGUCUCGUGCAAGGUCAUUAUGGCUACAUGGACAAAACUGGUAAACUGCGUGUGGUCAACUACAGAGCCCAUCCUGAGUAUGGUUUCCAGGCUGAGCCACAAGAGGAACCUCAAGCUGAACCAAAAGUAGAGCCAAAAGAAUCCGAGGAGCAUUGACAGUAAUGGUAAAUCAACAUAGAAUCAUAGGAAUGCAUAUUCUCUGUUCAAAUCUAAAAAGAAAACGGUCCGUCGAAAUUGGUAAAUUAUUAAGGACAAUCGGGUGUCCUGUGUCCGAUGACGAAGAUGUACUGAGAGAAGUUGUUGCCUCGUUUUCAAUAUUGUCAUGGAAUUAUUCGCUAUGCAGUCAUUUAUCCACUGCGUAUACUUUACCUUCAUGACCGUUCAAGAGCUCGAGACAAAAAUGUGUUAGAACGUUUAAUAUUUAGUUAAUAACGGUUGAUAUUUCAGUAUCUUGCAGUAUAUUAAAAUAUCCAAUGCAAAAGUCAGGUGGUGGAACUAUUAAUUCUAAGUGAUGUACUCUCAGUAUUUCAACAUACUGCAGUGUCAACUGUUAUAAAACUGUUGCAUUUUUUGCUGUCACUAGCUCUCUGUAUAUUAAGAAAACACGGCAAAACUGCUGUACUUAAACAAAACGACCUCUAUAUUAGGAAUACUGUAUCCACACCAUCAUAA
Messenger RNA from Diatraea saccharalis (sugarcane borer), 1986 nucleotides. NCBI's taxonomy places the organism in Eukaryota, Metazoa, Arthropoda, Insecta, Lepidoptera, Crambidae. The record is from the annotation of a GenBank genome assembly.